Messenger RNA from Anastrepha ludens (Mexican fruit fly), 720 nucleotides. RefSeq names its product serine/arginine-rich splicing factor 4-like. The record is from RefSeq and is a predicted model, not a curated record. Bases 1 to 720 code for a protein of 239 amino acids. The transcript has a single exon. NCBI's taxonomy places the organism in Eukaryota, Metazoa, Arthropoda, Insecta, Diptera, Tephritidae.
AUGAAGACGAAGACGAAUACGAAUACGAAGACUAAGACUAAGACUAAGACUAAGACUAAGACUAAGACUAAGACUAAGACUAAGACUAAGACUAAGACUAAGACUAAGACUAAGACUAAGACUAAGACUAAGACUAAGACUAAGACUAAGACUAAGACUAAGACUAAGACUAAGACAAAGACUAAGACUAAGACUAAGACUAAGACUAAGACUAAGACUAAGACUAAGACUAAGACUAAGACUAAGACUAAGACUAAGACUAAGACUAAACCUAAGACUAAGACUAAGACUAAGACUAAGACUAAGACUAAGACUAAGACUAAGACUAAGACUAAGACUAAGACUAAGACUAAGACUAAGACUAAGACUAAGACUAAGACUAAGACUAAGACUAAGACUACGACGAAGAUGAAGACGAAAACGAAGACAGAGACGAAGACAAAGACGAAGACGAGCACGAACACGAAGACGAAAACGAUGGCUAAGGCUAAGACAAAGACGAAGACAAAGACGGAGACGAACACGAAGACGAAGACGAAAACGAAGACUAAGAAUAAGCCUAUGACGAAGACGGAGACGGAGACGGAGACGAAGACGAAGACGAAGACGAGGACGAAGACGAAUACGAUGGCUAAGGCUAAGACAAAGACGAAGGCAAAGACGAAGACGAGGAUGAAAACGAAGACGAAGACGAAAAAGAUGAUUCCAAAGGCAUAUUAA